Molecule: messenger RNA, 1023 nt
Organism: Eruca vesicaria subsp. sativa (arugula)
Lineage: Eukaryota; Viridiplantae; Streptophyta; Magnoliopsida; Brassicales; Brassicaceae
Source: the annotation of a GenBank genome assembly
AUGGGUAGGGGAAGGGUUCAGCUACGGCGGAUCGAGAACAAGAUAAGGAGACAAGUGACGUUUUCAAAACGAAGAACGGGUUUGGUGAAGAAAGCUCAAGAGAUCUCAGUGUUAUGUGAUGCUGAUGUUGCUUUGAUUGUGUUUUCUCCUAAAGGCAAGCUCUUUGAGUUCUCGGCUGGCUCCAGCAUGGAGAGAAUUCUUGAUCGAUACGAGAGAUGUUCAUACGCCGGUCAAGAUAUUCCUACACCAAGUUUGGAUUCACAGGGUGAGUGUUCAACAGAAUGUUCCAAGCUCUUGAGGAUGAUUGAUGGUAUGCAAAGAAGCUUAAGGCACUUAAAAGGAGAAGAGGUGGAUACUCUAAGUAUCAGAGAGCUUCAGGGUCUGGAGAUGCAACUUGAUACUUCCUUAAGGAGAACUCGCUCUAGAAAGAACCAGCUCAUGGUAGAGUCCUUAGCACAGCUUCAGAAAAAGGAGAAGGAACUCAAAGAACUGAAGAAACGGCUUACAAAAAAGGUUGGUCAAAAUGAAGACAUUGAGCGUCAAAACCUCAGCCAAGGGUUAGCCUCAUUGGCAACGCCACCAUGUGAGCCACCGCACCUGUUGCCUGCAGGACUCAUAUCUCCUCAUCCUCCUUUAUCUAUUGGGGAUACAUCGCAAAGAAAUGAACUUGGAGAAGAAGAUGCCGGAACCCUAACUCGACCUACGAGUACAACAUUGCCGCAUUGGAUGCCUCGGCUCACUGGAGAAUAGAGAUCCGAAGGCCAUCUUGGUUUGUUAUCUUCAAGUACUUAAAUAUAUAUAAACGAAAUAACUUAUCGGUUUAAGUAAAACCAAACAGAAUAUCACGAAAUAUAUUCUGUUUUGGCAUUCUUAUAACCCCGGUGUAAGAUGUCCUCAUGUUUCAAACUUUGAACGAAUUUUAGAAAAUCCUGAAUGUGAUUUUGUAUAUUAAAUUAAUGAGUGUACCUUGCAUUUGUAAAUUUUUGAAGACGAUUUUGAUAAAUCUAAAAAUUCAAACAGGAA